This is a messenger RNA of Helobdella robusta, 588 nucleotides long. RefSeq lists its product as hypothetical. The transcript is spliced from 5 exons. Lineage: Eukaryota; Metazoa; Annelida; Clitellata; Rhynchobdellida; Glossiphoniidae. The record is from RefSeq and is a predicted model, not a curated record. The coding region runs from base 1 to 588 and encodes 195 amino acids.
AUGGCGAUGGCGAAGAUGAGAGUAGGGGCAGGAAGGGUGAAAGGAGGCAGAGGAAGGAUUUGCAUGCGAUCGAUGGAGUCAGUUCAAGUUUUGUCGCCCCAUUGUGCAUUUGUGUGUGAGGGUGUGUGGCUGUACGUUCCUGUCUUUAAACGUGUGUGCAUCUUACAAUCGAAUCUAUUGAAAUGUUGGAGGAGUGCAAUUGAAAUGUUGGAGGAGUGCAAUCGAAAUGUUGGAGGAGUGCAAUUGAAAUGUUGGAGGAGUGCAAUUGAAAUGUUGGAGGAGUGCAAUCGAAAUCAAAAAAUAAAGCACCAUUUUAAUUUGUUGCUAAUCGGGUUAGUCAGCAGUUACAUGGCAAAUGAUGCUGACGUACAGAGAUAUUUUGAAAUUGGCUCUCCAUGUUUGGCGAGUGACACCUCGAGUCAUUUGGAGAACAACUCCAUCCCACCCGAUCCUGAAGUUGCCAACCAGAAUCCUCCAAUUGUGGCAGUAACAAUUUUCAUUGUGGGCGAGGUUCAGCCCCUUCGCCCCCUUCGCAGUGAAGCUAGCGCUUCUUCAGUCCUCUCAACCGAGGCGUUCUUGAAAUUCUGA